CAGAAGACUUGGGUUAAGAGAAGAGAAGAGCAACCACUGAGAUUCAACAAUAACCUUAAAACAGGAGAAAAUGUUACAGAGAGCGGCCUCCAAUGUGUCAGAUAAAAAGAGCAGCAAGCCGAAGCGCUCCACCAGCUUCGGCAGAUUUGAGGGUCUCAGACAUCACUCGUCACCAGCCAAACCGGAGGAAAAUGGAGCCACUGUGCUCACAGAAGAAUGUGAGACUUUGGACCCAAACAAAUCAGCUGGACUUGGGAAGAAGAUGAAAGCAAUUUCACUGACCAUGCGCAGAAAAAUGGGCAAAAAACAUGCAAAGUCUUUUUGUGAGGAGAUGGGUGAUGACACAGACAAAGACCCAGAGGCAGAGACAGAGAGUGGCCCUGCAGCUGAGAAAAACUCUGCAAAGACAAGCAACUCCUUAGAGAGUCUUUACAGUGGCCAGAGCUCCUCCAGUGGUGUGACCAGCGAGUCCAUCGGUUCCGGUCAGAGAGACAGUCUGAGGCUGGAGGAGGACGGCUCCUAUCAGGGACAGUUCUGUGGCAGAGCUCGUGUCCACACAGACUUCGUCCCUAGCCCGUAUGACACAGACUCCCUCAAACUCAAGGUCGGUGACAUCAUCAACAUCAUCAGUAAGCCUCCGAUGGGCAUCUGGACAGGCAUGCUAAACAACAAAGUGGGCAACUUUAAGUUCAUCUACGUGGAUGUUUUGGUGGAGAAAGAAGAAGAAGAGGAAGUUCCCAAGAUCAGACAACAGAAGCUGUGCAAAAGACCUCGGCCUAAAACUUUGCUGGAGUUACUGGAGCGACUGAAUCUGGAGGAGUACGCCUCUGCUUUGCUGCUAAACGGCUACCAGACGGUGGACGACCUGUUGCACCUGCAGGAGAAACACCUGAUAGAGCUGAACGUCAAAGACCCCGAGCACCGACGCAAGCUGCUCGCUGCUGCAGAAACCCGCUACACAGAAGGUGAUGAUGCGGAGGAGCAAAGAUCCUCCCACAGCCUUCAGGAAGACGACAGCGACUGUCCCAGAGACUCGGGUUGCUUCAUCCCUUCAGAAUGUUCAGACAGCAAGGAAGACACGGAGCAGCUCACAGAGGCUGUGGACUCUUAGUAUGAUCGAUAGUCAGAUGGAUACUUUGGCAUCUGGAAUUCAUUGUGGGAUAUUUUCUGUGACUGAGGGGUUUCAAAGAUUAACUUCCUCAAAAUGUCAUGUUCAUAUCCCUUAUUACAACAAGCUAGCCACAAGGUUGUAGAAACUUUUUGAAAGUGUAAAGAAACAACCAACCAAGAUUCUAAAUGUUAUCUUAUCAGUUUGUCGCUUUAUCAAGUUAAUAAUACGUUUUCUUACUUUCAUGUUGUUGAAAAAGUUACAUUUCAUUGAUUAAAUGUCACUUCUACUGUAUUUAUUGCAUUUAAAAUCAUUUAGUGUUAUGUUUUUUUUUUCAUAUAAAGCCUUUAUUUAUCAUACAUGCAUCACUUUGACCUUUCUUAUCAAAUCCAAUCUAAUGCAACAUCCAGUGUAAUCUUUAUCCUCCUGUGAAUUAAGUGGUGUUGAUUAAGAAAUGUUUUUUAAAUAGUGACUGGGUUUGAAAAAUACAUUCUCAAAUCUUGCCUAUAAUGUAUACUCUACAGGAAUAUAUAUAUGCUAUUUUCUCAGCAUGUGUGUUUGCAUGAGUGUGUGUGUGUGUGUGUGUGUGAGAGAGAGAGAGAGGGGGGAGGGCUGUGUGUGAACUCUCUUGAAAGAAACAUAAUAUGCAACUGUUUUCACAACUUUUUGU
This is a messenger RNA of Centropristis striata (black sea bass), 1778 nucleotides long. It is a transcript of the gene samsn1a, whose product is annotated as SAM domain, SH3 domain and nuclear localisation signals 1a. The transcript is spliced from 8 exons. The coding region runs from base 71 to 1111 and encodes 346 amino acids. Gene Ontology annotation, molecular function: protein binding. The record is from RefSeq and is a predicted model, not a curated record. Lineage: Eukaryota; Metazoa; Chordata; Actinopteri; Perciformes; Serranidae.